AUCUUGAAUUUUCUUCACCAUUUGUUCAAUCUUUUGAAUAUUUAAAUGUAAUUUUUAUAAAAGAAAAUAAUGUCCCUUAGAAAAGUGUUGUCUCUAUCAAAAACUGUCUACGCUCACAUAUCAAAAUUUCAAGCUGCAAAUUUGCCAAGAACGACGAAGUUCGCGGUACCUUCUACACCUGCCUCAGUUAGGUUCUAUUCUGCCGAAAAUUUAGGUAACAAAAAAGAUGUACAAUCUGGAGAGAAAGUAGACAUAUUGGGACGUUUCUUUCCACAAGCUUCCGUAAACAGUAAUGAUGCUCAGGUUAUCAAAAAAGAACAGGAGGAAUUUGACAAAGAGAACAAGGAGAAAACAGAGGAGAAUGAAAAAAGUUGGAGAAGGAUGAAAAUUGGAUUUGGCGUGUUUGGCGGAGCGAUCACUGUGAUGGGCGGAUGUCUCGUGGUGGAGAUGGGUGCCCCGCGGCGCGGGGACGAUGGAGAAAUAAUAGAAGAUGAAUUUACCAACAUGCCAAUAGUACUCCAGUAUCUUAAACGUACUUGGAAAGAACUAACGUUUUAUGAAAAAAUGAUAAAGGAACCGUCGCGCGAAAAGUUGCUUCCUGACCCGCUGCCGCCGCCGUACCAGCCCACGUACACUCUGGUGCUCGAGUUCACUGACGUCCUCGUGCAUCCUGACUGGUCCUAUCAGACUGGUUGGAGAUUUAAAAAGCGACCCGGUCUAGACCAGUUCCUGCAGACCGUCGCGAACUCUAAUUACGAGGUGGUCAUAUUCACUACAGAGAAUGUGUUCAUGAUAUGGCCGGUCAUAGACAAACUAGAUCCAGAGAAUAAAUUAAUCAAUUACAGACUGUUCCGGGACUCCACACACUUCAUUGACGGCGUGCAUGUCAAGAAUUUGGAUGGGCUAAACCGUGAUCUGUCAAAGGUAAUAGUAGUAGAUUGGAACAAGGGUGCAAACAAAUACCACCCACAAAACACGCUCAUACUGAAGAAAUGGAAGGGUGGCGAUGAUGACACUGCACUACUGGAUCUCGCCAAUUUGUUACAAACGAUAGCUAUGUCGGACGUGAUCGACGUUCGCGAGGUGUUGCUGUACUACAGCCAGUUCGACGAUCCCAUCGCGGCCUUCAGGGAGAACCAGCGCAAACUUAUGGAGCAGAUGGAGGAGAAGGAGAAGGAGAGCCACGGCGGAGACCAGCCCCUCACCAGGAACUGGCUCCGAACGUUCACCAGGCGUUAAAUGCUCACACCAAAAGGCUGACCAGCUGCGGCUGAAUCGCUAAACAAGUCUUCACAAGUCUAAUUAGAUGUUCUAAAUAACAGUGAUGUAACGGUCCUGUUCCUUUUUGUUUUAUUCAAUAGCUGCCUUUACACAUAUGCUCUUUCGUGAAUCGGCGUUCACGCAGGAAAAAUAAGGAAGUAAAUGUAGACAAAAAGAACGAGAAUGACGAAUUUAAAUAGUUUGCCAUUUUUCAAUAUUAAUUAAUUAUUAUAAAAAUAUAUAAUAAUUAAUUAAUAUUGAAAAAUAGCGGACAUCUGACUAUUAAGCAAAGACAUAAUUAUAGUGUUACUGAUAAUUCUAAAUCUUGAAUCUUUAGAAAAUAAAAUGUGUGAAAUUAAAAAUGAAAUUUUAAAAUAAAGUGAAUAACUUCAAACAUACGUGUAAUCACACGCGAUAGAGUGAAAUCUAAAUAGAAAUAAUUUUUAUUUAAAUAAACUUAAUAUAAAAUGUGACUAUUCAAAAGUGCUUUAAGCACUUUUUUUAUUCUACCACUCAUUCGGAACGCAGAUUCAUCACAAGAAGAAUGAGCAAGAAACUUGUGUGUUGCUCUUUUAAAUAAAUGUUGUUUUAAAUAGAUUUACGAUACCAUAGAAACCGCUACGCACUCAUAAAAUAGUAAAUAGCAAUCACACGAUUGCGCGCGCUGUUUAAACACCGUGUAAAGGCAGCUAUGAUGUAUUGGUUUGUUUGUGAAGAAUUCAAAAUCCACACUUUUCCUACAAUUUUGUAGGAUUCAACUGGAAAUACAAAAUAGAAUAUACUAUUAAUUAGAACGUAGAUUUGAUAUCAUCAAUCGCUUACUAUACGGAUAUAUGUAGAGUGGACAUUGAAUUUUGACAACUCUAUGAUAUUUUUAUCGGAAAGUUCUCAUAACGCCUAUGGAAUAUUUUCAUGCCAGGAAUUGCAAUAAAUUAUUGCAGUAUUUUUUAAACUGUUACACGAUACCUAGGGAAGGAAACUCCCCUCUUAAGGGAGGGGUUGUCAGGAGUGAGAAUAGAGGGGUCGUAGGUAAAUUAAAGACGAUAAGAGAAGUUAAUUUUUGGUUCUUUAACACGAUACUUCUUUCGUCAUUGACAUAGGACCUCACAUGUCUUCUGUCCUAAGACCUUAGUAUGUUCAAAACUUGUUUUAGAUUCAUUAGUGGUUUUAUUUUAAAUUAUAAUAUACGUGGAUGUAUUACGAAUGAAAUGAUGAGUAUGUGAUGUCUACUAUACACAUUUAUUUACCGAAUAUGAAUUUGAUAGUAUAAAUGAUUCUGUUCAUUAAUGUGAUCGGUUCCGCGUUUCAGCGCCUUUAAAGUUUCUGAACAUAUACUAACACUGUUUGUAUGCAAUUGUCCGGUUUAUUUCAUAUUUUUGAAAUUCUUUAUGAUUAAAAAAUUUCAAAUCUUUAAUUGUGAAGAAUUUUGGAGAGUGGUAAGUGAUAUGCAGUCUUAAGUUCUUUAUGAAAUGAGUAUAGUACCAUCAUACUAACUUUCGCAUUUAUGUUUGUAAUAUAACAAUUUAUUUGUUGUUAUGCAACAAAGUUCAUGUACCUACUAGCAAUAGAAUAAAAUUCGUAUCACCAAUGUAGAUUGAAAGUAAAAAACGCUUCGAUUUGAAACAAAUAUUAUUGUAAUAUUUUAAAUUGCAUUAUAAUUCCAAAUUAUAAGUUUUAUGUAUAUAAUUAUUAGUAGUAUAAUUUUGUUCCUAACAUACUUGUACAUAGAUAAUAAAGAAUCUUUUUGACUUGUUCUCAAAUUAUUGUUUAUUAUAGCUUUAAUGUGAGUUUAUAUGUACUUAUCAUUUAGGUGACAUCUCCUAAUGAUUCUGUUGUAAUCUAUUGAAUGUGAUUUUAAACUUGGCUUUUCUGUAUAUUAUUAAAUUUUAGAAAUUUGAGAGUUUGUCAACAAAAAUUGGAAUGUAAAAGUUUAAAAUUAUAUUUGUAGAUUGUUGUUAUGAUGCGGAAUGUGUCAAUGACGGCGUGCAUGUUGUAAUUGAACUCUGUGGGAGUGUAAUUUAGUCAUUUAGAUAGGAAAUAUCUUGGAAAUAAAGUUAAUUGUUAUAAAC
This is a messenger RNA of Achroia grisella, 3329 nucleotides long. RefSeq names its product mitochondrial import inner membrane translocase subunit TIM50-C-like. Gene Ontology annotation, molecular function: phosphoprotein phosphatase activity. NCBI's taxonomy places the organism in Eukaryota, Metazoa, Arthropoda, Insecta, Lepidoptera, Pyralidae. The record is from RefSeq and is a predicted model, not a curated record. Bases 70 to 1239 code for a protein of 389 amino acids. The transcript has 7 exons.